This is a messenger RNA of Clonostachys solani, 1110 nucleotides long. NCBI's taxonomy places the organism in Eukaryota, Fungi, Ascomycota, Sordariomycetes, Hypocreales, Bionectriaceae. The record is from the annotation of a GenBank genome assembly.
AUGUCGCAGCGAUUUCUUCAUCCUGCUGCUGCCAUAGCCCUAGCGAGCGAUCAGCCGCUGUUUCAAGCUCGUGGAGACUUUCCAUCCAAACGGGAGAUCGGCACCGUCAUGCUGAACCAAAUUUCGCCAGUGGUCUUCAACUCUGUCAGUGCUCAAGAGAUUGUCGAGCAUCCUUCGCACUACUCCACUUGCCACUGCUACAGCGGCGUACUGGUGUCUCCAAUGACCGGGCAUCGCGUCAGAAUCCAGUUCCGAGGCUCAAGGCGGCAGGUCCAUGAUGGCAAGGACCCUCACGCAGCUCCUCAUCACAAGCUCCCCAAACUCUCGCACUCCGGUCCUUGCCAGAGCGUGCGAAUGUACCAGUCGACGUGUGUCGUUGGCGCGCCGUGGAUUGUCUUCAGGAUACCCCCUCCCAUCCCCGGAUGGGAACUCGAGUCCCUGCCGUCCACGCUUGAGCCUGCGAUGCCGAAUCGGCCCCAGAACAAGGCGGGGGACAUUCGAGGUCUUGCACGCUUCUUCACCAAUCAGGUCAAGAAGACGGAGGAUAUCGUUGUGGCUUCGGGCAUCUGUGACUUCCAGUUGCUCGCAUCAGGGGCUGAGAAAUCGCUUUAUCAGCAUUUCCACCCGGCGUCAAAGACCGCGUCCCUACUCCGCUGGUGCGUCGACAAGGUCCGCUUCAAUAUCGAAGAGUUGCAGGAGCUGCCGUACGUCUUGUUUCACAAGAAAGCAACUCCCAAAGAGUAUGUCCAGGAGCCGCGCACCGGUCUGGUUUCGGGCGUCCUGCGAUGGGACGACGUUCACUACGAGCCCAUCGGCUUCAGCCUGGUCUUUGUCGACUACCUGCUGCGGAACCCAGCCGACUUCGCCCAGCGCGCGAGCGAGGCCUCGCUCGGGGCGCCGGACUACAGUUUCUACGGCGCCGUCUUGGCCAACCUCAGCGAGGCGGGGUUCCCGGACGUCACUCCCCAGCUCCUCCAAGCCGCGAGGGCUGCCGGCAUGCUGGACUUCGCCUUCAGGCAUUGCGUGGAGCCAGACACGACUUUCGCAAAGAACUUGCUGUUGUCUCACAUGAUAUUCCUGGCGCACGUCGAGGAAUACAUGCAUCGGUGA